GCACACCUGGCCCAACCUCCAGAGUGAGAGGCGAUGACAGUUGGAUCCUAGAGGUGCUGGGACACACACACACCCGCCGCGUACGCGAGUGCGAGCAGACAAACACCUGGGCUGUCGUCUGUGGGCACACACAUCAAGUUAACCGACAGAGGGGCUACAAAUAAAAGCUCAGCUGCAUCCCUGUGUAUGGUAUUCUGACUUGUCUGACGAACUGACAUGAACGGCAAAGUCUCUGAACAAAUGAAGGAAUUCCCGUCAGUCGCUAUCCGAAUGAUCACGCUUCUUAUUUUGAGCUUUAUUACAUUUGGAAUUCAACAGCAAGUGCAAGCAAGCACUGAUGGCACAACAACAGGCAGUACGAUGACAGCAAGUUAUUUGGUCACAUCGAGCUCCACAAGUGAACCCACCAAAUUACCUGCUUGUGGUGGUGUAUACAAUGCUUCAUCCGGUUUCAUUACGUCUCCAUUGUACCCGAGGCAGUACCCGCCUGAUCAGGACUGUGUUUACAUAAUCAAUGCUACAAUAGGAUAUCGCAUAACCGUGUUAUUUCUCAAUUUUGAGGUUUUAGAUGGAAGUCAAGGCUGCACGCACGACUAUCUGCAAAUUAGAGAUGGUGGACUUAUAACAUCACCGCUUAUGGACACCUACUGUGGCACCACACUUUACAGAAAACUAUCAUCAUCAAACAUCUUGUGGAUCAAAUUCCAUUCUGAUUCUUCGCAAUCCGGAGCUGGCUUUCAGAUACAGUAUACUACAGCUGUAAUCCCCCAGACGUUCUUUCUUUUCACAACUGAUUAUCCAAGAAUUUAUCGCGAAGAGCUCUACGCGUACAGUCUGACUGAGAUUUCUCCAAGUACUGGGCUGCAAUCCCCUGAUGGCAUUAAUUACGACCAAAUGAAGAAUUACAUGUACUGGAUUAAUAAAGCAGAGAAGACGAUCAGAUCAGCUAACAUGGACGGCAGCAACGUUCGACUUUUUCAUAAUUUGGGCCCUGACGCUGUGCCGGCCGGCAUGUGUUUAGACGCACUGUCCAGGCUCAUCUUCUACACAGACGCAGGCAAUAAAGUCAUCGGCAUGAUCACCAUGUACAGCAACACUCAUCGAAUAGUCAUCAACUCCUCACUUGACAUGCCGAAAGACAUCGAACUUGACAAACACAAUGGGGUAAUGUACUGGAGUGACCGUGGCGCCACACCUACCAUAGAGCGAGCCAAUUAUGACGGUACAGGACGUCAGACUCUGGUCUCAGGGGGCGAGUAUCUCAACCAACCGAACGCCAUCGCUCUCGACACCAACAGCGGCAGACUGUACUGGGCGGAUGGAGGCACGCAAAAAGUCGGCUGGGUGGAUUUAGAAGGAAGAAACACUAAGGUGAUUAUACACCGAGAGGGAUCACGAUUCUGUGGCAUGGACAUCUAUCUGAAUGACCUCUUCAUUUCAGACUGGGGCAAUGAGACGGUAAAGCCACAAAUAUAUCGCUAUGGAACGGAUGGCAACUACCAACACUGGGUUGCGGAGUCCGAUGUGCGAUUAAAUGAUAUCCGUGUCUACUCAGAGGAAGCAGAAAAUAAAGGGCCAAACGGAUGUGGAAACAACAACGGUGGUUGUAGUUACAUCUGUAUACCGACUCCUGGCAACAGAAGUAAAUGUCUUACUGAUGGCACAGAGUCCACAAAAGGAGAUGGCAUAAAUACGGACAGUACAAUGACAGCACGUGAUUUGGUGACAUCGAGCACGACAGCAAUACGUGAUGGCAUAAAGACAGACAGUACAAUGACAGCACGUGAUUUGGUGACAUCGAGCACUACAGGUGAUCCAACCAAAUUACCAGGAACAGAAUCUACCAGCACUAAAACUGUGAUCAUCACUGCUGUCUGCGUGGUAGUUGGUGUUGUGGUAGUUAUUGUCGUUGUCGCAGUCGUUGUGUUUAAACUAAGAUGGAGAGAAAACAAGCCUAACAUUCCAUUGGAAUCACUGCUCGACACACCAAAUCCCGCCUUUGAUGCUGGUGACAUUAUUUACGGUAAGAGGGGCUGUGAACAACCUGAGACAUUCAAAGAAAAAAGCCUCGUACUUUCUAGAGGAAAACAAGCUCUUUCAUACAAGGGCGAUUAUUUAACCGUGACAGUUGUAGAAGAUCCUUCUUAUGACGAUUUGGUUUCUGUCCACGAUGCAGAUGAGAGCAGCUGUCAACAACCUGUGACGUUCACCCAGGGAGCGUUACUUCCUUACAUGGCAAAUAGGGAACAAGCGACCGCACCUAGUGAUGGUUAUUCGAAUCUGACCGAUGAAGAAGAACAUUUUUAUGACGAGUUUCUUUCCAGUCCCGAAACAGAGUGAGUGGGAGACGAACCACUCACUGUUUGGUCUUCACUUGAACUUCAGACUUCAGACUUCACCGUGGACUGAGCUCAAAGCAGGAGCUUCACAACAUUAGAUGGCGAUUCCACCGAAACGGACUGACUUUUUAUCCUCGAAGAAAUAAAUUAGUCUUUUUGCUAGAGUAUGAAAAAAAUAAUAUCUUUUUAUGAGCGGAUGAAAGUUAGUCAAAUUUAUUUUUGUAUUGGACUACACCUUUAAAUACUGUUUAAGCAGACUUGUAAGCAGAACAAGCAGUUAACCCAUGUCCGUGUCACUUUUGCGUUGACCACACUCAGCGCCUUCAUCCAGUCAGCAGUUCUUAAAUGAAUACACUGGUUUAUUUAAAUGUCAGCAGCUAAUUAAAGACAUACAGGUUUUAAAUUUUUUUAACAAAAAUGUUCGCUCUCGUGUUCUGUUUGUGCGCACCAGUUUAUUUCAGAAUAUGGAGAAACUGUGGAAAAUUCGUGUUUGCUUAUUACUUUUGCUCCUUGCUCUGUAAAAUAAUAUAAUAUACUUUGUACAAAUAUUACACAUUUUCCUGCUCUUUAUAGGCAACGCUACUUGUAUUUGUUGUAUGUUUUUUGUUUACAGAUUACAUUAAGAUUUAGUUCAGGUUUUUGCUCUUUUAACAUUGUUAGUUUAGAAUGGUGUCUUAUUUUGAACGGACGAAGUGUUGUUCUGCAUAGUAAUUUCUGAAAUAUUGUUCUUUAUAGUCAUUUCUAGAAGAGUUUGGAGAAAGAUUUACCCCAUAACCCAUGUUUGUUGAACUCUGUUUUACUUUUUCUGUAUGUCAAGCAGAAAAGAGAAUGUAGUUAUCCUUAGUAAGGUCUAUUACUAUGACAACGGCCCUGUACAUUGUCCUUGCUUAGCUUUUAUGUAUUUUUCUGUAGUUGUUUGAUAUUUAUUCAUAAAUAAUCAAAAAAACUAAUGGCACAGAGUUUUUUCAGGUUUAGUUUGCUUUCACAUUUACCCCCCAAAAAAGCCCCUGCGAUUUCUGACUGUAUAGCUCAGACAUUAGGUUCUCAAACAAAGACGCACAGUCCACUACUAAUGACCUUUGCCCUUCUCCUUAAGAUUGUUGGCUCGCAAGGACAUUUACACCGGUGACCUCGAGCGCAUUUAUUUUUCCAAAAGUUCAUAAUAUAUUCCACCCCCCUUUCUGCCACACUUUAUUACUUAUUCAUUAUCCUUUUUAUGUUAAGAAGCAAAUAAAGAUAUACUAUAAAAAGUUAACUGAUUUUUUUUUUGCUCAGUCAACAUGUUUAAUAUCUAAUUAGUAUUUUAUAGCUGGCUCUUUAAUACAAACACCUUGAAAUCGUAUAAAUCACAAAUUUUAUAAAUAUACAUCUACAUAUAAUAAAGAUCAUAACUAGAUACAAAAAAGAAUGAAGGGACAAAGCUGCAGACUUCAGGUGAGUUAAAUGACAACAUUACUCCACAAUGUAUAUUUAAGUUAAUCUGUAAUUCACUGAUUCUUAUUUUUAGUUUUGAGCAGAUCUUUUGAACCUUAAACAAAAUAAGUACCGUAAUCAUGUUGCUGUAUGUUAGAAAACAUAUGCUUGAUUUUGAGUAUUUCAACAAAAAUGUCUUUUCAGUAUAUGGGGGAUUCAUUACAAAAAAAAAACAAAAA
This is a messenger RNA of Pomacea canaliculata, 3991 nucleotides long. Its product is annotated as low-density lipoprotein receptor-related protein 4-like. The record is from RefSeq and is a predicted model, not a curated record. The transcript has 19 exons. Lineage: Eukaryota; Metazoa; Mollusca; Gastropoda; Architaenioglossa; Ampullariidae. Bases 217 to 2340 code for a protein of 707 amino acids.